AUGUCGAAAAAAAGCGCAAACACGAAGACGACGAUGAAAAACGAUGGUGGACUAGGAGCAAAAAGCUAUAAAAGAAUAAAAACUGAGGUAAUUUCUUUAUUCUGCUUUAUAUUUUUUUUUUUAAUUUUAAGACAAAUGAGUCAGCCGAAGAAGUUGAAGAUUCAUACCAAGUAAUCGCUAAAAAAUCGAAGAAACUAAAAAAGAGUAAAAGGAGCUCAUUUGAUGUGAGUUUUUUUUAACUUCUUCAAAUUCCACUUAUUUUUAGCUUGAUAUAUACGAUACAAACGACACUCCUAAUGUUUCUUAUUCGAAUGGACACAAUUCUAUCGAUCAGAAUGGCGAAGUGAGUUUUUUUAAAUGUUGUAGGACAUAUCAUUCAAUAAUUUAAUCUGUUGAAAAUCCCGAAAUCAUAAAGAUAGAUAUAGGAACAAAAAACGUUUUUCAUAAAUCAAACUAAUCAUAGUUUUUUUUUUGAAUGUUCAAGAUCAAAUUUUAGAUCAAUGGUUCUGUGAAAACUCGUCCGGAGGACCGUUUCGCAGUUUACCUCAUUCGGAAACCAGUAGAAGUGUCUCUGGAAGAUUUGAGAAAACUCAAGUUUUCUUGCGAUGAUUCCAUUCUAAAAAAGAAUAAACUAAAAACAGGUAUUAUUUUUUUCACACUUCACAAACUUUUAAAACUUUCACUAAAACUGGGACGAAAAUUUCUUAUCCUAAAAAUACCUUAUCUGAAAAUCUCACACGUCAAACUCCCUUACUUUUUUUUCAAUUUAACAUCAUAAUCGGUUUUCUUCCUUACUUAACCGUCCUGUUAUACGUUUCGUUGAAUGAGUUGGUUUGUGUUCAGAGUCUGGAACGUACAACGCCGUAGUGAACAGCGAAAAGAAGCUGGGAAAGAUGCUCCACGUUCCCGCAAUGAAGGAGGUGGUCAGCAAAGACGCUCAAAACAUCAAACCAGGUUGGUUUGUGCUUUCUGGAUCGACUUCAUGUCCCUCUCUUGUAGCCGGCUUUUUGAGCGGCUGUAUAUCGGUGAUCCCUCGCGAGACAAAAGAUAAAUAUCUAGGAGGAGCAAUUUAUGAAGAAGGUUGGUUGACCAAAAAAGGCGCCUCAAGUCAUCUAGCUCCAGGAGAAGAGCCUGAACCGGAUGCAGUGUGCAGUUCGAAGUUGAAACCGAUUAAAAAGGUGGCGAAACUGGACACGAUUUCAUUAAAACAGAGGAAUAUGGCUUACGGUUGGUAACUUUCCAAUAAUUUUUCGUUGAAACUUAUAUUAUAUUCAAGAUUGAUUAGAAGUUACAGGAACAAAAACGGAUAGUAACCAUCGGCUGAGAAAGCUUCCUGACAUAUUGUUAGAUCAGCACGAUCAAAGUUAA
Caenorhabditis auriculariae is the source of this 1368-nucleotide messenger RNA. The record is from the annotation of a GenBank genome assembly. NCBI's taxonomy places the organism in Eukaryota, Metazoa, Nematoda, Chromadorea, Rhabditida, Rhabditidae.